Messenger RNA from Monomorium pharaonis (pharaoh ant), 672 nucleotides. RefSeq lists its product as uncharacterized. Lineage: Eukaryota; Metazoa; Arthropoda; Insecta; Hymenoptera; Formicidae. The record is from RefSeq and is a predicted model, not a curated record. Bases 1 to 672 code for a protein of 223 amino acids. The transcript is spliced from 2 exons.
AUGAAGUCAGAAGAAAGCCUGUCUCUGAUACAAAAGGAAUUCUUCGAUUUUCGUUGGGAUCCAGCUGGAAACGUGGCACAGCAUACAUCGAAGCUCGAAGGAAUGGUGAAUAAAAUGAAAACGCUAGGGGGAGAGAUAUCGGCAUCUAUGCUAAUCACGAGAAUUCUCUCCACGCUACUGCAAAAAUUCAGCCAUUUCCACAGCGUAUGGGAUUCGACGGAUGAUGCGAAGAGGACAAUCGAAAAUCUAACGGCAAGGCUCAUGAUGGAAGAAAUGCGUUUGAAAGGCAAGGAUAAAGAGGAAGAGACAACAGCCUUAAUUUCGAAAAUGAAUUUGAAGAUUGAUCCUUCCAAGAAAAAAAACUACCAGAAGCAGGGAGAGCAUAAGGAGAACGAAGACACGUCGAGUGCGUCGACAGCACAAGCAUUCGCGGGAUCCACGGAACGAACAAAGACAGAAGACUACUGGCUACUCGAUUCAGCAGCUCGGACCAUACAAAUGACGAAUGAACGAGACUGGUUCUUCGAGUAUCAGUUUUCAGAACCGUUAAAGGUCUACAUUGAUAACGGUGAGAAGGUACCAGCGCUAGGACAAGAUAACAUCAAGAUCAAAACGAAAGUAAACGGAAAAUGGUCGCAAGGGAUUGUUACAUCCAGCUUUAUGAAAGGGUAG